This is a messenger RNA of Symbiodinium sp. CCMP2592, 1284 nucleotides long. Lineage: Eukaryota; Dinophyceae; Suessiales; Symbiodiniaceae. The record is from the annotation of a GenBank genome assembly.
AUGAGACACAGAUCGACGAGCCGGACACCGAGGCACUUGCAACCGUCACGGACCCAGAGCCCGAGGCACUUGGAACCGCGAUCACCGAUGGAACCGUCACGAACCCCGAAGCCAACCACGGACACCGAGCCGACCGUCACUCCGACCCCCAAUGGGACCCCCUCUGGUUCCAUGACAUCAGGGGGUGAGCCAGACACGGAGGUUUCUUCCUGUGUAGCCGUUAACCUUUUCCCCGAAGUCCCGGAUGGCUAUGUGACGAGGCGGGAUCAGCUUGCGAUGCGUCCCAAAAAGGACAAGGGCAAGGGCAAGGGUAAGGGUGCAAAGAAGGGCAAAGGUGAAAGCUCCAAGCCUGCAAAGCUCUCUCGGACAAAGUCGAGCAAGAAGCUUGGCAAGCUCAAGCGUAUGAACGCCAAGUCCAAUCAGGCCUUUGAGGAUGAAGGCGACGAGCUCGGUGCUGGUGCCGUGGAAGACGCGAUGCCUUCAGAGCCUUCUUCCAGCUCCAUGCCCAAGCCAAAGAAGGCCCCGAAGCGCAAAGCCUUGCCGCCCACCCCGGAGAUUGAGGAUCCGCAGCCAAAGAGGGCCCCGAAGCGCAAAGCCUUGCCACCCACGCGUGAGAUGAUUGAGGAUCCGCAGCCAAAGAAGAGGGCCCCGAAGCGCAAAGCCUUGCCGCCCACCCGUGAGAUUGAGGAUCCGGCCCCGAAGCGCAGAGCUGCGCCUCCCACCCGUGAGAUUGAGGAUCCGGCCCCGAAGCGCAGAGCUGCGCCUCCCACUCGUGAGAUUGAGGAGCCAAGUGUGACGGCGCCCAAAGGCUUAGGGAGGGGCGGGAAGGUGCCGAGGUUUGCUUCCGGCUUCGGACCGGAAGACUUCCAGUCCAACCUCAAGCUCGAUAGCCCCGUCAACUCCAUGGAAGCAGCGGCCGGGAAGCUGUUGGAGAUUAUGCAUGAGUGCACAAGGGCGGGGGGCCACACACCGAACACAUCCCCUCAGUUUCCUCUCAAAGCUCCUGUUCGAUUGAGCGUUUAUUGGAAGAAGCCCGCCGUUGGGGUCAAGGUUGAGAGAUUCGAAGGUUGUGUCGUCAAGACGCCCCAGUUGCAUUUUGUGUCUUGGAAGUCACCUUGCAUCUGCACACAGAUCUAUGUAGCUUCCCAGCUUGGCAAUGCAGAGUGGUGGUACACUGUCCAGAGGGAUAACCAGAGGGAUCGCAAAGUCAACGAGCUGAAGGACAUGCUGAUGCAGGCUCACACCAGCGCGGUGCGGACCUUCACUGGCGAGAAUGAUGAGUGA